Molecule: messenger RNA, 354 nt
Organism: Protopolystoma xenopodis
Lineage: Eukaryota; Metazoa; Platyhelminthes; Monogenea; Polystomatidea; Polystomatidae
Source: the annotation of a GenBank genome assembly
AUGCAGGGAGCCAGUCCUAGUCCUCGUAUCAUGGGUGGUCCUACUACAAUCUCCAUUUCCUCAGCUGGCGGGCCCUCAGAGGCAUUUGAACAGCUUCGUCUUGAGUUACUCCAUGCUGGCCACCAUUUGUAUGUUGAUUCUUCAUUCCCGGCAGACGAUUCCAGCUUGUUCUAUUCACGCCGACCACCCUGUCCUGUGGUAUGGAUGCGGCCUGGAGAGAUUAUGGCAUCUACUGGUCUCUAUUUGGGUCUAAGUGCAAGUGUGGCACCUCGUACCAAUUCCUCUGGGCCAGAGUUCAUAGGCGAAGGCGGCAUCCGCUUGGGCGAAUUGAGACAGGGCGAGCUAGGUCAGUAA